Anopheles merus is the source of this 11693-nucleotide messenger RNA. RefSeq names its product rho GTPase-activating protein 190 (gene RhoGAPp190). The transcript is spliced from 13 exons. Gene Ontology annotation, biological process: signal transduction. The record is from RefSeq and is a predicted model, not a curated record. Gene Ontology annotation, molecular function: GTP binding; GTPase activity. The coding region runs from base 1317 to 6563 and encodes 1748 amino acids. Lineage: Eukaryota; Metazoa; Arthropoda; Insecta; Diptera; Culicidae.
CCGCUCCGAGCCGAACCCAUCCAGCCAGCAGAAAAUGUGUUGCAGGCCAAGGCAACACACAAGGCAGACGAAACGGAAAAGACACAGCGCAACCGAGCUCGUGUGCAGAGCGUGUGUGCCUGUGUUUGUGUGUGUGUUCGUACGUUGUGUAGCCAAGGGUGGGUAUAGAUAGGCCGCCAUUCGUAAAGGGAAAGCUGCUAAUUUUCCUGCCGCCCAGCAGUACAACAACCGGAGUCGGACGCAGCAAAAACAAUCGAUUUCAACUCCGGUCCCAGUUCCGAGUGUGUGUGUGUGUAUGUGUUUGUACGUGCGUGUGCCUGUGCAUGUGUGCUGUAAAACAGUGGUAGAGUUCCAGUUUUGAGCAAAACCACCAGUGCCACCGUCUCCUACGCCAAGACACUGCCGUGCCUGUCCCGUGCUUGUUACCGUUGUCCGUCUGAGAAAGGAAAUCCCUCGCAGUGAGUCCGUUUGUGUGUGUGCCAAACAAAAAAAAAAACAAAAAACAAGCGCGCUCUUCCACCAUUUGGAGCAUUCGUGUGCCGCAAACCGAAACAAACAACUCGACGACGUGUCACAAUCAACCGUCUCUCAAACCGAUCAAAAAUUCAGCGAAAGAAAUCUUCCGCCGCAGCACGGCUGGCUCCGCUGGUGGCACGGUGGUACCAUGUGAGGAGAUGUGCAUUGCCAGCACCGCCAGAGCAGUCCACUCGAACGCGACCAGCUGCAGCUUGCACGGGGUUGCGCCACCGCUAGGUUAAUCUGUUUCGUACUUGCUGUAGUAAUCCCUUUUUACUACUGCGACCGAUUGCGAAAAGAAGAAUUUCCCCUUGUUGUGUGGGUGUGUGUGUGUGUGUGUCUACAAUCAAUCGUUUUCCCGUGAUAUAUCGGCCAGCAGUAAAUGGGUGCGCGCGAUGCUGAAGAUACAGAUCCAUCAUCAACUGGCUAUGCUUAGCCGCUCACUGUUGAGGCAGUAAAGGAAACGUGCAAUUUGCACCCACUACUACUAUUACUACAACUGCUACUACUACUACAACUGCUGCUGCAGCAUCACAUUUCCACUGCACACGAGUGCAUGCUGUUGUAACUAAUAUUAAGUCAAUUCGAAAUACGAACCGUGCACGCGUUUGCACCAACGGGAACCACCUUUACGCCGGCCCGGAAAAAAACACCAAUGGUGUUGCUAGCUGCGCCAGUGACACAUUGAACACAACGGCGGCGUUGCAAGCAGCAAAGCAGCAGCAGCAACACCUAAACCCCGGCCCGCACCGACCGAUUAGCGCCUGACGACUGGUUGCAGUCCCUCCCAAGGCGGCAAGAUGAAGCAAAUCAACGUAUCGGUGGUGGGUCUGUCGGGCGUGGAAAAGGACAAGGGCCAGCUCGGGGUCGGCAAAUCCUGUCUGUGCAAUCGGUUCGUGCGCCCCAAAACAGACGACUACGCGAUCGAUCACAUUUCGGUGCUGAGUCAGUCUGAUUUUAGCGGCCGGGUGGUGAACAAUGACCACUUCCUGUACUGGGGCGAGGUGCGCAAAACGUCCGAGGAGGGCGUGGACUACAACUUUAGCGUGAUCGAGCAGACCGAGUUCGUGGACGAUGCCACCUUCCAGCCGUUCAAGGUCGGCAAGAUGGAGCCGUACAUCAAGCGGUGCGCCGCGAUCCGCAUGUCGUCGCAGGAGAAGCUGAAGUACAUCUGCAAGAACCAGCUCGGCAUCGAGCACGAGUACGAGGAGAUCGUCCUGCCCGAGGGCCGCUUCCUCGUCGACGGGUUCGUGUGCGUGUUCGACGUGAGCGUCGUGCCGAACCGGACGGUCGAGAAGCAGGUCGAGUUCGUGACGCAGAUCAUCAACAACAUCCUGAAGGUGAAGAAGCCGGUCGUGCUCGUCACGACCAAGAACGACGACGCGAACGAGCUGUACGUGCGCGAGGCGGAGAAGAUCUGCUCGCGCAAAGAGUACAAGGGCCAGAUACUGCUGAUCGAGACGUCCGCCCACGAGAGCAUCAACAUCGAUCUCGCGUUCGUCGUGCUGGCGCAGAUGAUCGACAAGGCGAAGCAGCGGUCGAAGGUGCCGUCGUACGCGGAGGCGGCGAAGCAGCGGAACGAUCUGCUGAACGCGAGCACCGAGUACGUGACGCGCCUGAUCCGGACGCAGAUCACGGACCACCGGUCGAUCUGGAGCAGCUCGUCGAAGAAGCUGUCGAACCACCGGGAGUGGAUCGACUUUCUCGAGCUGUUCGGGCAGGAGGCGGGCCAGCGCAUCUUCCGCCGGCACAUCAAGAAGCUGCGUGAGGACUACCAGUCGAAGAAGCUGCAGAGCUACAUGGACUCGUUCGCGUGCGUGCUGCAGGAGAUGCUGCCCGACAUCAACAGCAUCAACCUCGAGCUGGACAGCUUCAACGACUGGACCUCGAUACGGAGCUACUUUCGCGACCACAUCGACUACGAGCAGUACUUUUUCGACGCGAUCGAGCGCGGCGGCAGCUGGGCGGAGCUGAGCGACAUGAGCGACAUGGAGGACGAGAACCGGAUACCGUUCGACAUACUCGACACGCCCGAGGCGGAAACCGUGUUCAAGAAUCACAUGAACGCGCUGCAGCAGGAGCAGAAGCGAUUAGAGAUGCCAAAGAGAUGGAAAAAGCAGUUCAAAAAGCUGCUGGAAGAAACCGGCUACGUUACGCCGGGCAAGCAGCUGUCCGAGGUGCGCGUCCUGUUUAUGGGGCGCGAGUGCUUCGAAGCGCUGUCCGAGCACGACUGCCAGCAGAUCUACGACAACCACCAGCGGGAGCUGGUCGAGACCGCUAAGCACAACUUCCAGGAGCUGCUGAUGGAGCAUGCCGAUCUGUUCUAUCACUUCAAAAACAUCGAACCGUCCGGUACGAUCACGCAGAACGACAUCAAGGAGAUAACGGACGUGCUGCAGGAGGACCUGCGGUACAAGCUGCUCGACCGGCUCGACCAGGACCGGAAGGUGAUGCUGUUUCAGCAUCUCGGCUUCGUGCACUGUCCGAUCCGGGAGCACUGCCCGGCGUUUCCCAACUGCAUGGAUGCGCUGAUCGAGCGGAUACUGAUCUCGAACCAAAACCUACCGAAUCCACGGUUCGCGCAGAAGGAUGGCCAGCUGCAGCUGAACCUAAUCGUGAUCGGGCUGGACUACAUCGCAAACGAUUUCAUCGACAAGAUACACCAGAACUGCAACGACAACGGCGAGUACAUCGUGGACGGGCAGGUGUACGGGCUGAACAUCGAGACGAUCAACCGCGACAACGACUCGUUCUCGUUCGAGCUGCAGUGCAAAGGGCUGAUCUGCUGCUACUCGAACCGGCAAACGUUCCAGUACGUGUACGAGGUGCUCGACCGACUGCUGGUGGACAAUCUCGACUUCAAGGACAGCGUCAACAACCUGCACAUCGUGUUCAUGAGCGACGAGAAGAACAGCCAGAGCACUCUGCACCAGCUGCAGGCGGACGGCCAGUCGCUGGCGGAGAAGCUGCACUGCGUCUUCAUCGACGAGAACGAGUUCUACAUCUCCCAGCAGCAGACGAAGUUCAUCAACACGACGCUGAACAGCGUGAUCGACUCGAUCCCGUUCGAGGAUCUGAAGUACGGCCUCGCCCUGCACGAGCUGCCCGACCUGCGCAUCAUCAUGUCGAUUUUCUGCGGCGACCCGUUCUCGAUCGAGAACAUACUCAGCUCGAUGAUGCUGGAGCAGUCGUGCAUCAGUGCGGGCGAGCGCAACAUCAUCUUCGAGAUGUUUCUCGGCGACUCGAAGCGGCGGGUCGAGCUGAUCCUCUCCUCCUACCACGGCGCGAACGCGUUCCGGGACGAUCUGAUCCACGGCUUCAUACUGCUGUACUCGAGCAAGCGCAAGGCCUCGCUGUCGACGCUGAGCGCGUUCUCGCUCAACAUUCCCAACCUGCCGAUGCAGAUCGUGGCCGUGUCGGAGCAGGGCGGCGUCAAUGCGUUCUUCAACAACGAGCUGUCCCAGCUGCUCAUCACCGAGGGCAACGGGAUCGCGGACAAGCUGCGGGCCCACUUCGCCACCGGCUCGGACGACGAGGGCCAGCUGAAGUUCGCCUCGUUCGCGCCGUUCCUGAAGGAGGUGUGGGACAAGAAGCCGGAGAUCGAACACGCGUUCAACCUGGAGGAGCCGCUGACGAUCGAUUCGGGCGAGGGCACGAUGGAACACUCGAUGCACCAUCACCACCAGCAGCAGGUGCCGCAGCCACCGCCCCGGUACGAAAGCUACCUCAUCAACGGGUCGGCCACCACGUACCGCGGUGGGAUCGGAGGCCAGCCGCCGCACCACGGGCACCAUGGGUCACAGGCGCAGCAGCAAACGCUCGCCCAUCCGCCGCAGCACGGUGGCCAGCAGCAUCACCAGAAGCUGUCGCAGCAGCUGUUCGACAACCGCUCGAUCAACUCGCUGGACGAUCUCGACAGCCUGAAGCAACAGGCGCAGCAGGCCCAGCAGCUCCACCAACAGCAGCCGCACCAGCACAGCAGCAUGUACUACUACGAGGACAGCAGCGACUUCGACAAGGGCGGCAGCAAUCAGGGCUUCCAGAUCUAUCCGCCGCCCACGACGCCGCCGGAACCGGCCCCGCCGGACCAUCUGCUCAUACCGGCGUCGAUACUGCGGCAGCUGAAGGCCGACACGGUGUCCCAGUCGCAGUCGAGCCUGGAGGAGAUUAACUCUGACGUCAGCGGAUCCAAGGACUCGAUCAACACUUACGACUCAGGCUGGAUAGACGACGGGUUUCUCAUCCAGAAGCAGGACAACAAGCAGAGCGAAGAUCUCUGGAAGAACAUGAACGCACACCACGCGUUCACGACCGGCCGCCGGCCGAACCAGUCGUCGUUCGCGAAAAAGAUACGCCCGAAGGGACCUAGUCAGACGCUGAAGCAGCCGGGCAAGCUGAACCUGAAAAGCUUCGCCAUCGUGAACGAAGCGAUCGCCCGCAUGAAUAUUGGUGGUGGCGGCGGGGGAGGAGCUGGCGGCGAUGGGGGCGCCUCGGGCGCGAACGCCGGCCUGGUACCGAUGACGGAGAAGGAGCGCAAGAAGGCAAAGAAGCUGCUGCAGCAGCAGCAGGCCCAGCUCGAGCAUGCGCCGCUGGCCGCACCGGAGGACGACAGCGAGGAGUACGAGGACGAGGCGGGCUACGAGCAGAUCAAUGACGCGUUCAGCGAUGCGGUCAACAAUGUGGCGAGUCAAUUAUUUACCACCUUUUCCGGCGGCCCCGGCGCCAACCAUGGUGGGCGCGGUGGGGGUGGUGGCGGCGGUGGAGCGGACAGUUCGGGCGGUUCCGAGAUGGGGACGCACAAAACCAAACUGCGACAGAGAAGGGAAAAGGAACAGAUCUUCAACAUACAAGAAAACUCCGACUCGGAAAGUGAUUCGAGCUCGCUGGAGCGCAAACGCUCCAACGAUGGCUACUCGAAGAUCAACCGCAAAGCGCAACCGCACAAACGGCAUCGCAAAAAACGCACCGCCAUCCCGGUGCAGCCGCCCAAGAUCCCGCUCGGCCCGUUCGGCUCGUCCGCGGGCGAUAUGAUGGGCGGGGUCGGGGCGAGCGGCGGUCCACUCGGCGGCAUGCCCAUCAUGUACCAGAAGCUGAAGAACGAGCUGGGUAGCGGGCUGGAAAAGCAGGACAAACCGUCCCAGGAGCCGGACGAAUCGAGCGUUGACAUCUCAUCCCCGCGCGACAACUCCCCUAUCUUUGGCGUGCUGCCGAAAGGAAGCGAUCGGGAAAAGCUGAUAACGAAGCAGAAAAAUUGGUUCGGCAAGGAGAUCGACCCGGCCGGCAAGGCCAGCAAAGAGUCAAAGGAUGCCCGGGGCAGCAGCAAGGGUGCGAGCAAAAACUCAAAACAUAAUGGCGCUGCGGCAGCGGCUGCAGCGGCGGCCGCAGCCGCUGCACUCCAGCAGUCCUCGCUGGCCAGCCUGAAGCAGUCCGACAAAGUGCCGCUCGUGCCGCUGUUCGUGGAGAAGUGUGUCAAAUUCAUCGAGCAGGAAGGGCUCGACUCGGAAGGCAUCUACCGGGUGCCAGGCAACCGCACGCACGUCGAUCUGCUGAACCAGAAGUUUGCUGAAGAAUCGGAUGUAGAUAUAGAAAAGCUGGACAUACCGGUGAAUGCGGUCGCCACCGCACUGAAGGACUUCUUCGUGAAGCGUCUCAAGGGACUGUUCAGUGCGGAAAUGAUGAGCGAGCUGGAGGAAAUAGCCGGCUCCCGGCCGCUCCAGUCCAUCACGAGCCUUAACAUGGAGGUGAAAACGGAUCGGAGCUGCCGGCUGAUCGCACUCCGCGGGCUGCUAAACAAGCUGCCGCCAAACAACUUUGCAAUACUGAGCUACAUCUUUCAGCAUUUUGUACGUGUAUCGGAAAACUCGAAGCUCAACAGCAUGGACAGCAAAAAUUUGGCCAUCUGCUGGUGGCCGACACUGCUGCCGAUCGAGUUUACCGACAUGAUGCGGUUCGAAACGAUGCGCCCGUACUUGGAGGACAUCGUGCAGACGAUGAUCGAUCAGUAUCCGUUCCUGUUCUGCGGCGAGGAAGCGUUCGUGAUGGUCUGAUGCGAGUAAGACCAGCCCGCCAGCACCGUGUCAGCCGUGUCGGGAGGCGGGCAGAACGCUCGUAUUUAGAUGUUGUGUAGAGUUUGCGCCUGACGGCGUGCCUCCCCCCGAUUGCUGAUGAAGGGGAGGAUGAGCGCAGUUUUGAGUGUUGGCUUCCAACUCACAAGAGGGAAACUCACGCGUACACACAGUAUUUGAGAAUGAGGGGGAGGAAAACAAAAGUCCGAAAGGACAAGUCAAUAUUGUAACUGAAAAAAUACCCACACAUACACACACACACACACACACACACACACAUGCAGACAGACGUACACACCAACACAUACUUAAAGCAUCAUAGGCUAGUUGAGGAAAUGUGCUAAACACCAAUCACUUGCAUUGCUGCAACUCAUAGGAAAAAAAAACAAAGCACGCGAAGGGUUCAGUCGUGUACCCAACGCGUUGAAUGAUACAUGUUAGGGCAAAUGAAUCGGAAAGGAAGCGAGAGAAGAAAGCAACAAGCUACCCAUAUACUCAUACUCAUUGGUACAACCGCAUACAAUAUUUUAAACCAUACUCGUAUCAAUGUGUAACGAAACCAAUGUCCAUGCGAUAAUGAUGGAUGCAUUUAGCAAAAGGAAAGCGAACGGAAGACAGCAUGCAAGCAACAGAGAGAAGAAAAAAACGCAAGCAAACAAUGAUUGUUGUACAUCUUUAAGAACCUUUCCUUCGAGACGCUGUUAGGAAGAAGAGGAAGGAAAAAAAACGAAGAGCAAAAAGCAACACUGAAACUAAACCCUCCGCUGCCGAAACGUUAAACGAUAAUAGGUUAUUUUUUGUCCCGCCCCGUAGAAAGGAGAGGUGCCGUAGUAGCACGUUUUUAGUUUAUUUUUUUAUUCUGUAUACAAAGCUUUAUCGGUCCCCCACGUACAGACAAAAAACACACGCUCACAUACACACACAAACUACUCACAAAAUACUCCGUCGUUCAACCAAUGAUAUUUACCUAUUUAUAUAUUUACCGUGCAACACAAUAACCGAGGCUGAAAGAUUUUAUUAUACCUGUAAUGAUCUGUGUUUUACUUUGCAAUGUAAAAGAAACAAUAAGACGUAAGCGACCCAUUUGCCCAACAACAGUACAGUUACAUCGCAAACCGAGAACAUCCACCACUUUGCAUUUAGGGUUCGUUUGGCGCGCUGUCAAACUGUAAAGGCAAAAUUUGAUUUUUUUAGCUUUUAUUUAUACCAUCUCCUUCCCCUUCCCGAAGUUUCCAGCUAAGAAUCUAUGUGAAUGCUAAGUCGUGAAAUAUUCAAUAAUCGUGCAGACCCGUUUUGGAAGGAGACAAAAAGUGUAAGAGCGAAAGAGAAACCGUGGUAGCGCAUCUGCAGCAAAGGUACAGUUAGUUAGGCGUAGAAAUUAAAAUGCACACACAUGCAUGAUACUAGUGCACACUCAUCGUUAGAAACCCUCCCCACUGACACAGACACACAUAUUUAUAUGUAUACAUAUAUACACAUACAUACAGACACACACACAUAAACGAAAAGAAAAACAUAAUGCUUAUGCGAGUUAAUGUGCAGUGUUGUUGCGAUUUAGUUGUUUGUACACACAGUUUUACUUUUGUGUGGUGGUUGAUGUUCGCUAAACGAUUUGCUUUACAAAAUCAAAACACACACACACACACACAUACACAAUCGAUGGGUCAAUUUUUGAAGCGACACAAACAUGUACUUGCUUAAUGUGAAACCUCCUUGCUCGCUAGUGUUACGCACUUAGUAUAGGGUUUAGUUUAGUAUAGUUUGAGCAAACGCGCUCCCCAAAAUGAAACAAAUUCUAAGACGUUACACAUGCACAUACACACACACACACAAGCAGAUUUCGUAAUAGACUCUUUGUUACAUUCCUCCUUCGCCACUAAUCGACAUGCGUGUGUGUGUGUGUGUGUGUAUGUGUGCGUAUGUGUGUGUUUGUGUAUGUGUGUGUGCGUGCAUGAGGAAGAAAAUCGCUUAAAGUAAAAAGAAGAAAAAAAAAACGAAAAAAACGAUAACAUAUUUUUGUAUGUAUUAGCUCUGUUGCAAAAUGGGUGGCCUAGGGUAAGAGGUGGUGUGUUAGGGAUAUGUAAUACAGCGAGAAAAGGAGAACGAAAAGGAAGGAGAAAAACAAAACGCUUCAAUGAUUUCAUCGGUCACUUCGCUCUGCGCUAUUCGACGGCUUGUUGUCCCAAUCUGUUUGUGAGAUGUUGUGGAAAAGAGGCAUUCAAAUUCGUAUUCACACACACACACACACACACACACACACACACACACACACACACACACACACACACACACAAAUACAUUCGUACACAAAAUCAUCAUUUAGGCGUAUGCAAAUUAAGUAUUGGAACUUUGUUCAUUUUACCAAAAGCAAAACAACCCUGAAUGCAAAUCGCGAAAGCAACACGUGACAAAACCGCUAACCCGAAUGAAAACCAUCGAGAUGUAUACAUGCCAUAAUGAUUUUACGGGGCUCGCCUGUUUGCUUCAUCGCAGGCGUGGAAUGUUCGACAUUCGAUUUUGGAGAUGCACAGCCCACUACAAACUACCAUUUAAGCAGUCGUAAAGUUAAAGAGAAGCAAACAAAAAAAGCAAAACAAAAACCUCCCUACCGAAGUUGAUACACACACGAACAAGUUCAGUAUUUUCUACCCUUACAAGAUAAUACUCACUUCCCCCUUCCUUGCCCAGUGUGCGCCUCCCGCCACGGCGGUACUACACGAAUCUAUAGUUACGCUACGUGCGGUCCGUUCUACUAGUAUUAAGCAAGUCGCGGACACGGCAGUGUCAUAAAACAGUGAGAUCUAGAGCGGACGAGAGAGCGAAACAACACAGAAAACGAAAACAGUAAAUUAAGAAAACCGUAUGAACUCUACGUUAAGCAAGUCGGAGCUAGAAGCUGUAAACGAAUCUGAAAAAUGAGUAAUUUUCCAAAACGCUAAAACUGAUCCGAGCAGUAGACGCGUUCAAGAAAAAUAGAUUUUUUUUGCAGCAGAGAGAGAGAGAUAGAGAGAGAGAGAUAGAGAGAGAGAGAGAGAGAGAGAGAGAGAGAGAGAGAGAGAGAGAGAGAGAGAGAGAGAGAGAGAGAGAGAAUACUCACUAGAAGGAAAGAAGGUGAUUCCCGUGAUUAUAACUUUAUGUUUGUGUGUGUAUGUGCGUGCGUGUGUGUAUGUGUGUGCGUGCGUGUGUGUAUAAAAAUCUCGCUCCCCCCCCCCUCCCCUCCCAGGCAACCGUCGUCGUUCCGUGUUAGUAAGUGUAAUUGAAUUCUCUGGUGUAGGAUUAUGUUCCUCGUGCAACAAACAAAACAACAAAAACAAAACAAAAAAAAACGAUUCCAUUGAUAAUAAAAUGCUUGAUGUGUUUUUUGCGCAGCAUAGGAAGCAGAUUGGUAGGUGUGUAUGUGUGUGUGCCGUGCGAGGAGCGGGUAAUGCGCUACGUAGGAAGGGAACGCGCUGGCGGGCAAAGCAUAGCUUAAGCACAAGAGUACAGCAGUAUCUUUACAGUUUUUCGACAACAAAAAUCGCAUUACAGAUAGAGGAAAACAAAAACGGGACGGAAACGAAACGAAAUGGACACGGUGGAAAGAGUGAGAAAGUGGCAAGUGUGGAUGGGGAGGAAAGCGAAAGCGGAAUAAUGUAACCGUUCUAUUGCAAUUGAAAACCGACCUGUAAACAAUUAUGUGGUGAUAUAAACGUAAUUAUAAAUGGAUAUAUUAGGUAUACAUGAGGAUAUAUGUUUUGGUUUUAAACAAGCAAGCGAAGUAGAGUGGGGAGCAGAGUACAGUCAGGCUAAGAAUUGUGUGUUUAAGAGUGUGUAGCCGGAAUGCAGCUGCAGGAAUGAUGCUACUAUGCAAAAGUAAAAAAAAAAUAAGCAAACAAAUACAGAACGAACAACCAACAGCCGUACUAGCCUAUGCCUGCAUGUGCAUGAAAAUGAUGGAAAACCCCCCCAUUUCACACGCGAAGGGCGAUGAUAAUGGCAACAUGAUGAUAGCAACACAAAACAUAAUGCACGCACUUCCAAUACAGAAACCCGCCUCACCUGUUCGUGUCGUUAACAUUUAGCCAGUCUUAGUCAUACACACACAUACACAUACACACACAGAUACACGUGAAUUACGGCAAUUUAAGCAGUGCAAAAUGGGCUAAAUUAACCCAACACUGCAUACAAUCUAGCUUUCCCGCGUACGACGCCAACGGAGAUGUUGAAUGUAUAUGUCCCUUUUUAAACACUUUGACGGUCUACGUGGCGCUACACAAAGCUGACUGGGCUUGGGGGUACGCUGCAUCACAGGAGCAUAGAAAAGACAUUGAAGCCCGAUAUACACACACACACACACACACACACACACACACACACACACACACACGAUUAUCCAAUCUAUGGAGUAACCUGCUGUUACGAAACAGCCUAUUGAAGGUGUGUGUGCGGGUGUGCGUGAUCGUAAAUGAAAGAACAAAACAAAACUACCGGAAGAACAAAAGCCAGCAGAAGAGUAUUUUUAACAGAAGUGAAAACAAAAAACGUUUGUGCCAUGCUUGUAAAAGUGGAAAAGAAGAAAAGAAAGAAAAAGAGCGGAUUGAUACGCUUGGAGAGCAACAUCAUCCCAGGGAAAGAAAAGGCGAAGAGAUGAGAAACAAAAAAAGAACACACAAAAACAAUACAACAUGUGCAAGCGCAUCAGCAGCUAUAAUAUUGUAAACGCGCCAUUGAUGCGAACGUGAUCGACUGUUUAGAUAAGUUAAAUGUAACUCACACACAUACACACAUAUACACACAAACACACACACACACAGACGCAUGCGAGCGCUCGCGGAUCGGCGGAUCGAUGUCCCAGGUAGUAAAUGUUUAUUAUUUUAAACGCUUUAAAAAAGGGGAAACACACUCAAAAAUACUCACAGAAAUACACACACAUACUCACACCAGUCUCUGUCUCGAAGCAGGUGAAAAGACGACAAAAAGCAACAGAUAAAGCGCAGUAAAAGCACGAUCCAAAAACAAACAAACAAACAAACACGUACACAUAUGGCAAACCCUCCCCACUUACAAAUAGAAAACCGCAGAAAACCGAAAACAAGAAAGAGCAGGAGAGAGAGAGAGAGAAAGAGAUGGGAG